AUGGCUGUCACCUCUCAAUCUCCGGCUUCAACCGUGCGACUCGGACACGAAACCUGGCACGCCCAUGCAGUAGCAUUUCUGAAUCUACCAGCGACCAAAGCGUCGUCUAGUACGGGAGAAGAACAACAACUAGCAAUGGACUCGUCCUGUGCCACUCGACGGACGCAGCGUCAAUUGCCUGCAUUGACACCAGCUUCCUUCCGGUCGAGCUCGCCUGCUGCUGCACCACACAAGCUCGAGCAGCUUCGUAAUCGCCCUCGACCUCAACCUACUGACAAUAGCAAUAGCUCGAGUCGAUCACGAGCUCUACCGUCGCCUUCAAUUGCUCACGUUUUCUUCAAUCGACGGCCGCUGGACUUGAUCCGGCGCACGACGAGCUCGGUGCUGACAUUGGAAGGGAGCGAUCGCUCAGCUCUUGCGAAAGUCAGCGCAACGGCAGGUCUCUCAGGGGACGAGCGACUGCAUCGACCUUCUUGUGGUCUCCACAAUAGUGACAAGCAGCACAGUCGAUCACGACUGCAGCAGCUCAAGGACAGGAGCAAGACCAAAGAGGAGGCGCGACCUUAUUCCCAGCGAAGGCUGCAGCUUGCAGGAGCGGUGAAAGAUGCAGAAACAGAGCCGAGGAAGCUGGAAGGCCGUUUGCAGGACGUCGCGGAGACCAGGAAGCUAUUGGCGAGAUGUCCUUUGACUGGGAAGGAAGUGGCUGGAAGGGAGAUGGCGAAAGCUGCUGAGCUGACGGGACUCGAGCGCGUGGAGAUCCAGCAGUAUGACGAGGUCUACUUCGUAUCGACACUUGCGGUCAAGCGAGCUCGUUGCAAUGGACGUAUCCGGAAUAUAAUGCCAGUCCAUGGCGAUGAGCCACUGGAAGUGGAAGCUGAAGACCCGAACGAGGUGCCCACGCAGUUGCACAAUGAUGGCUACGAUGACAAGGAUGGAGAUUAUCUCGUCUUGAUUGGAGACCACUUGGCAUUUCGAUAUGAAGUGCUGAGUGCUUUAGGCCAAGGAGCAUUUGGCCAGGUUGUUCGUUGUGUGGAUCACCGCACGCGCAAACAAGUUGCAGUGAAGAUUGUCCGCAAUCGACGAGCGUAUCGUGACCAGGCACUGAUGGAGGUGCAGGUUCUAGCUCAGCUCCAGCGUGGAGCAGCAGCUUGUCCUGAGUAUCCGCAUGUUGUCUGCAUGGAAGACCACUUUGAGUUUCGAGACCACGUGUGCAUCGUCUUUGAGGAGCUCGGCAUGACCCUGUACCAUUAUUUAUCGAUCCGAUCCUUUCGCGGGGUUUCCAUGGACAGCGUCCGCACGGUGGGUGAGCAACUGGCACGAGCACUGACGUUCUUAAAGCAAGAGAAGGUGGUUCACUGCGACUUGAAGCCGGAGAACAUCUUGCUCGAUGCGUCAGUGCUGGCGAACGCUGCACGCUGUACGGAUACUUUGGACAAGGUGACGCUCAUUGAUUUCGGCAGCAGUUGUCUGGAUGGAUCUCCCGUAGCCACGUACAUCCAGAGCCGUUUUUAUCGCAGUCCUGAAGUACUGCUCGGCCGCGUUUGCUCGGAAGCCAUCGAUAUGUGGAGUUUGGCGUGCAUCCUGGUGGAACUACUGACAGGUCACCCAAUUUUUGCUGGUGAGAAUGAGCGCGAGCAAUUCGAUUGCAUCGUGGAGGUGCUCGGUGUCCCUCCGGUUGACAUGGUCCUCCAGGCAAAGCGACGUCUGAACUUUUUCGAUGAAGUCGCAAACCCUGCGGAUGUUGAGUCUGCAGCGUGCGUGCUGAAGCCAUUUGUUAACUCACGCGGACGUCGACGCAUACCUGGUUCUCGAAGUUUGGCUAGUGUGGUAAUGACCGAUGACUCGGAGUUCUUGCUCUUUUUGGCCAAGUGCUUCGUCUGGGACCCCAGUCAGCGCCUUACUGCAGAGCAAGCGCUGGAAGAGCCAUGGAUGCAACGCCGGCAUUGUAGAACUUAA
This is a messenger RNA of Peronospora matthiolae, 1956 nucleotides long. The record is from the annotation of a GenBank genome assembly. Lineage: Eukaryota; Oomycota; Peronosporomycetes; Peronosporales; Peronosporaceae.